Molecule: messenger RNA, 2234 nt
Organism: Pundamilia nyererei
Lineage: Eukaryota; Metazoa; Chordata; Actinopteri; Cichliformes; Cichlidae
Gene: cunh10orf88
Product: chromosome unknown C10orf88 homolog
Exons: 9
Coding region: 94-1386 (430 amino acids)
Source: RefSeq, a predicted model, not a curated record
CGUGAAGAAGAAGAGCCUGGAAGCUUCUUCUCAGCCGGUUCAGGAGGCACUCUGAAGGUCGUUGGCUCAAAGGUCACAGCAAGCCGCAGCAUUAUGGUGGACAUCUCUGUGAAAAGUGAAGCUGCUUGGGUCUGUCACACUCAGGGGCGUCACCUGGCUGACGUCGUUCUUCCUGUUCACAUCAAUAACACGGCCAAAGAAGAAGAUGAAGUCAGUGAGUUGGACAGAGAAGAAACUCACUGUGGUGAUCCAGUGCUGCUAGAGCAGAUGGAGGAAGGGUCUCCUUGUGUCCUGAAGUUCCACUGCAACCCCAGCUUACCUGCCACCAUCAGCCGCCUGCUCGUUAUAAGUGAGGCUCGAACCAUGGAGGUUUACAGCCAGACCGGAGAGUACUGUGGGACUGUACGGGGAUCGAAGGACGACAGCAUCCAGCUAGACAGUGCUGACAGAGGGCCUUUCUAUAAGAAGCAGCUGAUCAUCGAGGAGCCAUCCUCUGCCUGUGAAGUGAAGUUACUCUCCCUGGCAGGUAGGAGCAGUGUUAUGGUGGCUAAAGUCAUCGUGAGUCUUCAGCUGCUGCAGUCCUGCCCAGCCCCAAACCCGGGCAUAGACAUGCAGCGAGUGCAGUGUCUGAUGGAGGAGAUGGGAACAAGCCUGUCGCCAGGAGCUCAGAAUCUCAUGGAAAUGGUGCAGUUCCAGCAGAAGAAUCAGACCGGCUCUCUGGCUGGUUUCCUGCCUCUCCUGAUGGGCAGUGGAGCUUUCUCUGGUUUGGGGAGAGAAGUCAGCAUGUGUCCAGGAGCUGGCAAUAUUCUGCCUCGACCUGCAGAAUUUAAGCCUCCAGACAGCUUCCUGAGGCCUGCAGAUGAAGAUUCACAGACCCAGAACGGAGUGAUGUCGGAGGGCUCCACCCCCUCCUCCGUAGACCUGCCAAUGUCCAGUGUCAGCACUGAUAACACUACGAGUCCCAGUGAGAACGGCGGCCCGAUGAGCUACACUCAGCUGACAGAGAUGCUGUCGCACUUCCUGAAGGAACAAGGGGUCAACCAGGGGUUCGGCUCCGGUCCCGAGCUUCUGCCCAUGCUCCAGAACGUCUGCGGUCAGGUGACCCAGCUGAGACUGGAUGAUGCUGCAGCAAAGAAGGAGAAGAUGAUGAGAAACGGCACGUGGGAGUUGGACUCAGCUAUGGAGCGCCGUCUGGAGGAGAUGGAGAAGAGGCUGAAGGAGCACAUGGACCGCCGCUUGGAUGCUUUGGAGCAGAAGCUGGAGAAGGCCCUGCUGAGCGCUUUGCCGCUGGUCACCCUUAACCACGGAGCCAUGAGCAGCUCAGCACGAGGAGCAGCAGAUACCGGACCGGCGGAGCAGAUCGCCCCGACGCCAGCCAUGCAUUGAGUCCAGAAGCACUAAAAAGACUAACAUUGAACCCUGGAAGCCUUAAUUCUCUUCUUCAUCAUCCUCAAACCAGACCCGAGCGUGGGAUGGAAGCAGGCCGGGACAGAAACGCCAACAAAGACGGAGCAAUAAAACUAGAAGCCUGAAAUAUGAGGUUAACAUGUAAAACCAGCAGUGUUGCUGUAAGUUCAUAUUCUGUAGAAAUGUUAUCUCCUGUAAAAAGUGACUGUCUCGUCAGCGCGACUACAAUGGCUGCACUGCAUUUUGAACAACAUGAGAAGUAUACAGGAAGAGGACGAGACUCUUUCAAAAAAGUGUUGAUGUGCAGCAGAGCUGACUUACAUGUAGUGUUCAGCUGAAAUGCAACCCACUUAUCUCUCCCGGCUCUUCUUUUCUCCUCUGUAUAUGCACUGAAACUCAUCAUUGUACCAGUUAUUUAAACAGUUAAUGGUUUGGUCUUUGAACGGCACUAAAACAAAGUCGUCUUCAAAAGUCUCGGUUUGUCUAAUCAGCUGUCUCAAACAAGUAAAACAGAAAAGCUUCACGUGUCAGAGAAGAUAACAUGGUUUACAUUAGAAACGACUAAACUGACGCAGCUCUAAACGACACUGAUGUGAUGUGAAGGCUGUUCGGGCCUGACCUGCUCGGCUCAGUUUGUUUUAAAACUUGCUCCUGUUAAGGAGACUAAAUCGAACGUGUAACUGUACUUUAAUACGGCACUGUAAUGUUUUAAGUACUGUACAUGUCUGUAAACUAUUAAAACGGCUGUGCUGACCUGUGAUGUUUACCUGUACUGAUGUGAGUCUAGUAAAUGUAUUUAUACAGCUUAAUAAAGUUUUUAAAACGUU